Messenger RNA from Mya arenaria, 2910 nucleotides. Its product is annotated as carbohydrate sulfotransferase 11-like. The record is from RefSeq and is a predicted model, not a curated record. The coding region runs from base 152 to 1441 and encodes 429 amino acids. Gene Ontology annotation, molecular function: sulfotransferase activity. Lineage: Eukaryota; Metazoa; Mollusca; Bivalvia; Myida; Myidae. Gene Ontology annotation, biological process: carbohydrate biosynthetic process. The transcript has 3 exons. Gene Ontology annotation, cellular component: membrane.
UGUCCUUGUUUGCUAAACAAGAGCAGAAUAUAUAUGUUUUCACAGGCGUGCGGACUAUUGGUGCUUAUCCUGUUGGCAACAAUGAUAUAUUAUUUGCAAUGUGUUAUUUAGAGUGUUGCUGGAACACGGCUCAUGUUUUUAUUUGCUAAUCAUGAACGGAAUAUACAAUUUGUUGAAGCCGUGUGGACUAUUGGUACUAAUGCUCCUGGCAACAGUGAUAUAUAACCUAGGCUCCAGAGGAACAGUGACGUUCACAAACAUACCAUAUGGAGCCACACAAGAAUCUGGUCACAAAGGAACACUGGAAGAAUCAUCCAGACAGGGAGUAGACGACGAUAUAACAACCAGAUAUAGCCAUGUGGAGAACGUUGUGCAACAGCGAUUACAAAAAGUUCGAGAUUUUUGUGUUCAAAAUAUUAAAGUCAAUAUCUGGGAAAACCUAAAACCCACGGGCCAAGUAUGGUCAAGUAUGAAUCAUGACAUUCACUAUUGUUUAACGCCAAAGAUUGGCUGUACAUACUGGAAGCAAGUAAUGCGCUUUAUUGCUGGAGAUUAUAAUACAAAUCUAAACAUAAGCAAACCAGGAGACAUCGACCGCAACUAUGUACAUUAUGGGAAUUUGAAAUACAUUAGGCACGUUGGUUUGGAAAGCGCCAUGGCUCGAGGUGAAAUGUCAAAGGGUCGUUCAUUCAUGUUUACAAGAGAACCGUACGGUCGAUUAUGGUCCGCGUACAUUGACAAGUUUCUUCUGCCAGACUUUUGGAGAUCGGAUGCACAUGCUGUUGUUAACCAAAUACGUCUAAACGCUACUGAUGAGCAAAGAUUAUGUGCAAAUGACGUCACAUUUACGGAAUUUCUACAAUACAUAGUGGCGUCCUUCCCCCGAAAUUUAAAUGAACACUGGCAGCCGGUAUAUAAAAUAUGUGAUCCCUGUCUAGUGGCCUAUGACGUCAUUGGCAAACAGGAAACAUUCGCCAAUGACUCAAACUAUAUAAUGCAGAAAGUCGGGCUAGGAAAUUUGAUUCCUAUGUCAGGUUCAAAAUCAUCAAGGGCGAUCGAAGAAAUAACGAUGUUGGUCAAAUAUAACUUUGAUUUGGAGCGUGCUAUACAUAAAGGCUGUUUCGACAAAGAAGAUGUUGCAAAGCGACUUUGGAAAGCUUUCCAAUACAACGGAUAUAUUCACAGAUCAAUUGAUAUUCCUUUCAAAAGUAUGCAUUCAGACAACUUCACUCAACAUCCGACGGAAGUAUUUGUAAAACAUGCUUUGUGGACAUUACAAUAUCAACACGACCAAACUUUUGAUAUUAGUAAUCAAAAACGCAAUAUGAUGUUAGAAGCGUAUAGAAGUGUUCCUGUGGAACUGGUAAAAUCUAUUCAGGAGGUUUAUAAAUUUGAUUUCGAGUUGUUUGGAUAUGACAAAAAUAGUUUGGAUGAAGUAUAAAAAUAUAAUGCAGGCCUACUAUUAAUUGAUACAAUAUAUAUAUCAAUAUUAGAUAAAAAAAAUAUUUGUUUUCACUUCAGGGCCCAAGUUCUUUAUUUCAGCCAGCAAGAAGUCGCCGUUUUCAGUUUUAUUUACACUAUUACCUUACAUUUGACACAUUCAAUAUUUAAUUGAAGGUAAAAACAUGGAAUACAAAAAAACAUUUGUUACACAGAUCAAAUACCAAAUGUUCAACCAGUUGUCGGAAAUGCCUAUUUCUAGUUACAUCAGAACUGAAUAUUAAUCGUACGCCAUACCGGAAAAUAAUGUCACGUGAUAAAAAUAAUAUCACGUGACAUAAAAAAGUGCCUAAGAGGGUAUUCAGAAUUUCCUUUCCUGGUGUUCGUGCCAUAUCUAUGGCAUUAAUAUUAUCAAUUUGAGCUGAGAGACAAUACAUUCAAAUAUAAAACUGAACAAUAUGAAACAUGUCUGAUCUUGAUUUUUUUUUACAAAAACAAACAUUGCCUAUCAAAUAUUGUUAAAUCUAAUAAACUUAUCCCCAAUAAGUUUCAAUAUUUUAGGAUAUAAAAUAUUAAACGGCAACGUAUUGGUUCCAUUUAAAUAAAUUAAUAAUCAUAAUUUCUAAGAACAUUUGAAAAAAAGAGCAUUCUUUAUUUUUCAUGUUUGAAAAUAUCUUAUUGGGGAUAAGCGUUUUAUUUGUAUUUCUUUUGGCAUAUCAUUAAAGUCAACACAAUAUAGCAGUAAAAUUUACUGAAAAAAAAAUGAUUUCAAUUUAAAGAAUUAAUGGCAUGAGUUGGUAUUGUUCAAUAUUGUAUUGUGAAUAGUAUGGAUGUGUAUCCCCAUGGCGAUGGGGUGUCGAUUACAGAACCAAUUUAAAUUCCAGGCAGAGAUCCUGCAUCAAUUAAUGGUUUGUAGUAUUAUAUUACUGUUGUCACGGAGCACUUGUCAGAAUGAUUAUAAUGAAAACAAUGCGUUCAAAAAGAUUAAUGUCUACUUUAAAAUAUAAAACUGCAACAAAGAAAACAAUACCACAAUUCACCAUGUUGAACGGCCAUUUUAGACUUUCACUAUCGGUUACAUUGAAAAAUCCCUAGCCGGCUAGCACUACAGUAAAGUUGGCUGUACACUGUAAAAUAUAAUAAAGUAUAUUUUGAAACUCAUUUACAUUGAAAUGUGUUACAUAUUUCAUUUCUGUUUGUUUAAUGUCUCUUCAAUAAAAAAAAAUGUUCAGCAAUAAUUCUCCAACCAUGAGUCCUUUUUUCUUUCUUUUACUUGCCUCUAUGACAGCAUCUAUGGUUCUAUAAUAGCGACCAUAGGGUCGGGCCAACCCUUUGGAACCUUAUAAAGAAAAACAGAAAUUAUAAAGGAUACUCUUUAUAUGUAAUCAUGAAGUUAUCAUAAAUAUUUACCCAUAUUUUUUAGCGAUUGUUGCAGCACGAAAAAGCAAUUUUACCAGCAGUAGAGAAAAG